AUGUCGUCCACUUUGAGCGAUGUCCCUGAGCUGACAGCCAUUGAGCGUGUUGGGCCAAGAGGCUAUCUUCGCUAUGUUUUCCCAAUGCGGUUAUCAGAUAAUACCUCUCCUGACAGGGCCAUGGAGGUUCUUAAAGGGGGGUAUAAAUCUGCUUGCCACAGAAUUGGCUCUAUGGCUUCAGAGGCAGUACCCGAUCUCGAAGAAAAGCAGGCGAAUGUACUGAAGCUGCAGAAAUUGCCCGAGGAUUUAAUCGGGCACAUGACUUUCAAAGACUUACGAGACUCGGAGAAGUAUGAAUGGACUUACGAAGACCUCAAAAAGAAGCACUUCCCCAUCUCAGCAUUCGAUGCCGACCUCCUUAUGCCCGGCCCUCUAUGGCCUCAACCAGGGAAACCUGUGCACAUUUCUCUAGCACAAGCCAACUUCAUCCGUGGCGGCGUGAUAAUCGGAUGGUGUGUUUUUCACAUGGUUGGCGAUGCAACUACCUAUCUCACUUGGACCAAGAUCUGGGCAGAAGAGUGUCGCCGCAUCCAGGGACUUGAGAUUUCAAGUCCAGUUGUUAUUGAUGAGGCCAUGCUUGCCGACAGGUCGCUUGUCACUAGACCUUCUGGCCGCAACAAAGGACGUCCCGAGGAUCACCCGGAGUAUACUAUUCUACCGUUUACGCCAACGGGUGCAUCUCCCGCUAUGCUGAGCACGACAUUCCGAGGGCAGGUGUUUUAUUUUUCUCCAUCGGCGCUUGCGUUUCUCAAAGCUGAAGCAUCGCCUGAUCGUCUGACUAGGCCAACAGACCAGCGAUGGAUCUCGACCAACGAUGCCUUUUCAGCUCUCAUGUGGCGUACUGCAGUGGCCGUUCAAGCACCUAUCGAGAGCCUAGAAGAUGGCGAGAAUCCACACUCUGUGUUCAACAUUGCCGUGGAUGGUCGAAAACGUACCGACCCUCCAGUCCACCCCCAGACUCUAGGCUGCUUUCUUCAGUACAUUUCUGUCUCAGCGCCGAUUCGAGAAAUCUUGACGACUUUGAGCCUGGCAGACCUGGCGGUACUUAUACGCAAGGAGGUGAAUCUGCGCCUAAACGAUCAAUUCACCGAUGAUGUUGUGACACUUAUCGAUCAGUUGGAAGAUGUGACGAGGCUAGUUCCAACGGCCUUCUUGGACGUGCUGGGAAAAUCAUCUGUACAGACAUCAUGGGCUGAGUUUGACCUUGCAACUGUGGAAUGGGGGCCAGUAUUGGGAGAUAGGAUUGAGGCGAUUCGGUGUCCUAAUACGGGGAUUUUGCCUGGCUGCCACGUUGUUCUGCCGACUUUGUCAGAUGGCGGUAUUGAGGUAGUAUUUGGCACCGAGGGAGGUCUGUUGGAAAAGGUCGUUGAUGAUCCACUAUGGAUGAGGUUUGCUGUACCAAGAUAG
Molecule: messenger RNA, 1407 nt
Organism: Fusarium tjaetaba
Lineage: Eukaryota; Fungi; Ascomycota; Sordariomycetes; Hypocreales; Nectriaceae
Product: enoyl hydratase isomerase family
Exons: 1
Coding region: 1-1407 (468 amino acids)
Molecular function (GO): acyltransferase activity, transferring groups other than amino-acyl groups
Source: RefSeq, a predicted model, not a curated record